UUGGAGCUGUAUCUGUGGGCGGUUGCUCUUUGUGUCCCAGUUCAGGGCUGAGCUUAAAUAGACGCUGUCUUUCUUGAGGGUCACAUCACGGGUGACGACCAAGCUAGAAAAUGAAGUCUUGUAUGUUGGGUUUCUAUGCAGCUCUGAUGCUGUGGCUUCUGGUCUUGUUCUCAAUUCAAGAUGCUCGCGUUAUUUCAAGCUGUCUGACAACUUCAGAUACUAAAGUCCCUCUGAAGAAUCUGCUAAACUACACAAUCCAGAGCAAACCCUUGUUCUCUGUGGAUGCUGCGAGAUUUCUUACAAUCAAAAGAAAAACAAUCUGCUCAGAUCCCUCCUCAUCAUGGGCCAAAAACGCAAUGAAUUACCUGGAUCAAAAGAACAAAAAACAGCAGUCGGUAUCAAACAAAACGGCUCGUCAAUCUGUGACACAGGUUCCUGUGAAUACAUCCACCGCAAAUAGGACUCAGUUAUCGGCACAGAUUUAAAUGAUGACCCUUUUGGAUGAAAAUUGUUGGUUGAACUGUAUGACUGUUUUUAAUGGUUUUCUUUUUAUUGCACUUUAUUGUACAUCACACAAUUUAAGUUACGAUUAAAAAAAAAUUU
Molecule: messenger RNA, 603 nt
Organism: Carassius auratus (goldfish)
Lineage: Eukaryota; Metazoa; Chordata; Actinopteri; Cypriniformes; Cyprinidae
Product: C-C motif chemokine 2-like
Exons: 3
Coding region: 111-485 (124 amino acids)
Biological process (GO): immune response
Cellular component (GO): extracellular region
Molecular function (GO): chemokine activity
Source: RefSeq, a predicted model, not a curated record